AUGGUGGCAAAGAGAGUCCUUUUCAGCCUUGGUCUCUUGGCCCUCUUUGUACUCCAAGGUUGUAGUGCUUAUGCUGGGUCUAGUUUUGUGAGGACAAGCGGAACCCAUUUUGUUUUGGAUGGGCGCUCAUUCUACUCCAAUGGGUUCAAUGCAUACUGGCUGAUGUUGAUGGCCUCCGACCCGACACAGAGAUAUAAGGUGUCAUCUGUUCUCCAACAAGCUUCCGAUUAUGGAAUGAGUGUGGUAAGGACGUGGGCCUUCAGCGAUGGUGGGAGCAAUCCCCUGCAGUACUCUCCAGGCUAUUACAAUGAGAACAUGUUUCAGGGCUUGGACUUUGUCAUCUCUGAGGCCAAGAAGCAUGGAGUGUUUCUCAUACUGAGUCUGGUGAAUAACUAUGCCGACUUUGGGGGAAGGAAGCAGUAUGUUCAGUGGGCGAAGGAAAGGGGAGCAGAUGUCUACUGGGAUAACGACUUCUACUGGCAUGAAGUUGUCAAGGGUUACUACAAGAAUCACGUCAAGACGGUCCUCACGAGGACCAACACUAUAACAGGAGUCGCAUACAAAGAUGAUCCCACCAUCUUUGCAUGGGAGCUUAUAAACGAACCCCGAUGUGAUGGCGACCUCUCUGGCAAGACAGUACAGAAUUGGAUUGCAGAGAUGGCUGCUUAUGUUAAAUCAAUAGAUAGCAACCACAUGCUUGAAGUUGGAUUAGAAGGAUUUUAUGGGGAGUCAAUGCCAGAAAGAAAGCAGUUCAACCCUGGCUAUGAGGUCGGCACUGAUUACAUCUCCAACAACAAGAUAUCUGAAAUUGACUUUGCCACCAUUCAUGUCUACCCUGAUCAAUGGAUUUCAGGCUCUGAUGAUGCUCAAAUGGCAUUCCUCCGAAGUUGGAUCCAAUCCCACAUUGAUGAUGCUGGCGCGAUACUUGGAAAACCACUCAUGAUCACGGAAUUUGGGAGAAAGACCGAGCAGGAUUCCUUCUAUUGGGCAGUGUACAACAUGAUCUACAACUCAGCCAGAGCUGGGGGACCAUGCGCAGGUGGAUUGUUCUGGCAAAUGCUGGCUCAAGGGAUGGAUAACUUUAGAGAUGGCUAUGAGAUAAUAUUUUCAGAAAGCCCCUCCAUGGCAAAUAUCAUUUCUCAGCAAUCCCAUAUGAUAGCUAGCCUUAGCUAG
Molecule: messenger RNA, 1173 nt
Organism: Phoenix dactylifera (date palm)
Lineage: Eukaryota; Viridiplantae; Streptophyta; Magnoliopsida; Arecales; Arecaceae
Product: mannan endo-1,4-beta-mannosidase 1-like
Molecular function (GO): mannan endo-1,4-beta-mannosidase activity
Source: RefSeq, a predicted model, not a curated record